AUGCUAUCGAGAAGUUUGGCCUUGAAGAAGGGUCUGCAACAAGUAGCGAUCCAAAAAAGAUGUUUGUCGAUUCACGAGUUCAGAUCUGCGGAAUUGCUUAGAAAAUACGGCAUUGGUACUCCAGCCGGUGAAGCUGCUUUUGAUCCCAAACAGGCCUAUGAAAUUGCUGAAAACCUCGGGAACAAAUCUUUGGUGGUGAAAGCACAGGCGCUCACUGGUGGUCGUGGAAAAGGCCAUUUCGACACUGGACUAAAAAGUGGUAUUCACAUGGUAGACAGUGCAGAACAGGCUGAGGGAAUUGCCAAAGAUAUGUUGCAACAUCGUUUGAUCACUAAACAAUCCGGUGCCAAGGGUAAGCCCGUGAGCGCCGUUUAUGUGGUUAAACGUGUGGACGCCAAACACGAGGCAUAUUUGUCGAUUUUACUCGACAGAGGCUCCAAAAAGGCUAUGAUCAUCUGCUCGAGCCAAGGUGGUAUGAACAUCGAAGAAGUGGCCGAGAAGACCCCUGAUGCCAUUAAGAAAUUCACCGUUAACGCAUCGGAAGGUUUGACUCCAGAAGUGGCCUCUCAGAUCUCCAAGAGCUUGGGAUUCUCUUCCGAGGCCGAAGCUGACGCCGCUGACGCUGUCACCAAGCUUUUUAAGAUCUUCCAAGACAAAGAUGCGUCUCAGAUCGAAAUCAACCCAUUGAGCGAAGUGAUUGGCCAGGACACCAAAGUCAUGUGCAUGGACGCCAAAUUUGGGUUCGAUGACAACGCUUCUUUCAGACAAGAAGAAAUCUACUCUUGGAGAGAUCUUUCACAAGAAGACCCAGAUGAAGUGGUGGCCAAGAAAUCCGAUUUGAACUUUGUCAAGUUGCAAGGUAACAUUGGCUGUUUGGUGAACGGAGCUGGUUUGGCCAUGGCCACCAUGGACGUGAUCAAGCUCUACGGUGGUGAUCCUGCUAACUUUUUGGACUGUGGUGGUGGUGCUACUCCAGAGACCAUUGAAACUGCUUUCAAAUUGAUUUUGUCUAACGAGAAUGUGGACGCUAUCUUUGUCAAUAUUUUUGGUGGUAUUGUGAGAUGUGACUACGUGGCACAAGGUUUGGUUGCUGCUACCAAGAACUUGGCUGUGCGUGUGCCAAUUGUGGCCCGUCUACAAGGAACCAACUUGGAUGAAGGUCGUCGUAUCAUCCAGGAGUCCGGUUUGAAGAUCUACUCUUUCGAUGAGCUGGAUCCAGCUGCUGAGAAGGUGGUUCAAUUGACUCAACAGUAA
This is a messenger RNA of Lachancea lanzarotensis, 1254 nucleotides long. It is a transcript of the gene LSC2, whose product is annotated as LALA0S05e09186g1_1. Bases 1 to 1254 code for a protein of 417 amino acids. The transcript has a single exon. Gene Ontology annotation, cellular component: mitochondrion; succinate-CoA ligase complex. Gene Ontology annotation, molecular function: succinate-CoA ligase (ADP-forming) activity; ATP binding. Gene Ontology annotation, biological process: tricarboxylic acid cycle; succinyl-CoA metabolic process. Lineage: Eukaryota; Fungi; Ascomycota; Saccharomycetes; Saccharomycetales; Saccharomycetaceae. The record is from RefSeq and is a predicted model, not a curated record.